This is a messenger RNA of Hypoxylon trugodes, 966 nucleotides long. RefSeq lists its product as uncharacterized. NCBI's taxonomy places the organism in Eukaryota, Fungi, Ascomycota, Sordariomycetes, Xylariales, Hypoxylaceae. The transcript has 2 exons. Bases 348 to 899 code for a protein of 183 amino acids. The record is from RefSeq and is a predicted model, not a curated record.
UCAAUUUUUAUAAGCUUCCUAUCUGCAUCCGGAUCAACAAGACCUGGACUUCAGUCCUCACUCGUGCUAAUCCGUAUAUAUAAGAAACCCUUAUUUACUUGUGUACACUACUAUUGAAAGCGCCCCCACUCCAGCCAGGAUAUACGACCAAAAACUCAUGGCUAGGCAUCUCAAUUAAGGUUAGGGUAAUAAAUGAGUUGAUUUCACUACAAUUCGCUGCUUAUCUAUCCGUUGGUUCUCGCUUCAAUUAGAUGAACCCAGAUCCCACACUCUAGGAUUUGAAUGAUAUAAGAAAACAGUUAAUUCCGACUCUACCAACACUCUAUACUACCCGGUAUGAUUCUAGAAUGUCCUUUAGUUUACCCCGCUCUCAACUUAGGCAGCAGCUUGCUCGACUUGGGCAGCAUGCGGUUGAGCAAGCGGAGCCUAUAAAUCAAUGGAACAACUCUACCCUAGUGAAAAUUGUUCCCGAGUUCGAGCAUCGGUUUAAACAGAUGGCGGAUUUACUAUUGGAACAGACUCUCCAAAGUAGCCGCAAUACUGAAAGGAAACUACAAGAGCUCGAGAGCCGAAUUGAAUAUUUCUCGCGCGCAGUACCGGCUUCCGAGUCUCACUUGCUUACGGCCCCAGCUCCUAGCAACAUGUAUCUUGCAACAAAUCCUUUCAAGGCCGAGAGACGGACGUAUACAUGUUUCUACUUGUUGGUUUCCGUGUCUUUGCUGUUUAUUUGCAGUUUUGUUGUGUCAGUCUGUUGGUCGGUUAUCCGCGAAGAUGUGUCGGGUGGUUUUACCAUGGGCUCAUAUAUCAUCGCAGUGCCGGGCGUAGCUAUUGCUAUAGUGGGUUAUCUACACCGGGAGCAUUGCCAAUGCUGGAAGCGUAGAAAAGUUUCCUUGGUAUGAAACAGGUAGACUAUAUAGCAACUCUAAUAUAUAAUGUAGGUUUUCAAGAGUAAAAUAAUGCUUAGAC